Messenger RNA from Frieseomelitta varia, 1330 nucleotides. It is a transcript of the gene Pex12, whose product is annotated as peroxisome assembly protein 12. The coding region runs from base 268 to 1260 and encodes 330 amino acids. Gene Ontology annotation, molecular function: zinc ion binding; protein binding; ubiquitin-protein transferase activity. The record is from RefSeq and is a predicted model, not a curated record. Gene Ontology annotation, cellular component: peroxisomal membrane; peroxisomal importomer complex. The transcript has 6 exons. Gene Ontology annotation, biological process: protein monoubiquitination; protein import into peroxisome matrix. Lineage: Eukaryota; Metazoa; Arthropoda; Insecta; Hymenoptera; Apidae.
UUUGUUUACUUUCCUUGAUUAGACACUCGUCAUUUUCAUUAUGUACGAAUGCUGUAUGCUUCCUUUGAAAUAAACUAUAAAAUAAUUGAAAUUGUACUAAUUAUGAUAUUUUGCAGUUGUCCAUAGAAAUGGAUUAAUUGUUUUGAAUCUACAAUGAGUUUACUAUUUGCGUUUUUGUGCGCUCUUUACGAAAUUAACAUAGGUCAUAGGUCGUCGUCUAAAAGAUAAUGGAGCUAGGAAACAUUGUGUAGGAAGAAAAAGUCGAAAAUGGCUGAGAAAGGAGCCCAUUUGACCGGAACAGCAUUUAUAAAGCCUUCUAUUUUUGAAAUUAUAGCGCAGGAAUCGUUGGCGUCCGUUGUCGAGCCGUCUUUCAAAAAAUUUUUAUCGUUCGUCAUAUCAUUUAACGUUGAAAGAUACGGUCAUCUUCUUAGAUGGACAGACGAAGUCUAUUUAAUUUUUAAUAUAUUUCUGCAGCGGUAUUAUUUGAACAAGUACUCUGCUUCAUUCUCUGAAACAUUCUAUGGUUUGAAACGUAUAACUGUAGCAGAUUCAAAGAUUAAAAGCAGGAUAUCAAACAAACAGAAAUAUCUCUCUUUAGUGUUGACUGUUUUGUUUCCUUAUAUAAAAUCCAAGCUUUCUCAUUUAAGUGAAAAAUACAAACUUGAAGAAGUGGAUGGCUGUGCUCCAAAAUCGCGAUGGGAAAAAUUGUACCGUAAUUGCUUUAUCAAAGGAAAUGCGAUAAUUUUUAUGGUGUAUGAAACUAUGAUAUUGUAUAAUUAUAUUCUUUAUAUAUCUGGAAGAUCUGCAUAUACUUCUCCACUUUUGAGGCUUUUAUCUAUCACUUUAACAUAUGCAGAACCAGAAUCAGAAAUUAGCAUUUCUAGUCUAUUAAGAAAGAUUAGGAACAAUUCCUUCUACCUUAGUGAUGGUAUAAAUAUAUUUCAAAGAUUGAUAACUACAUCCUUCGAAUUUGGAGCGUUCUUUCUUCAAUUCUUAUCAUGGUGGACUGAAGAACAUAAUUCAGUCAACUUACUCGCGUUGCCUAUUCCACCACCUCCAAAGAUUCCAGAAAUGGCAAAGAAAUACAAAGGUAUAUGUCCAAUCUGUGGUAAAGCACUCCGAAUACAUACAGUACUUUCAGUAUCUGGUUAUGCGUUCUGCUAUCAAUGCAUCCUUCCCGUAAUACGCAUAAACAAAAAAUGUCCAGUGACAAACUAUCCUGCCAAGGAAGACGACUUGAUACGUUUAUAUUUGGAUUAAAUAAUAAUAUAUAUAUGUAUAUGUUACUAGAAAAAUUGUAUAUAUAAAUAAAAGGUUGUUGUUUUGCAAA